Psylliodes chrysocephalus is the source of this 1955-nucleotide messenger RNA. The record is from the annotation of a GenBank genome assembly. Lineage: Eukaryota; Metazoa; Arthropoda; Insecta; Coleoptera; Chrysomelidae.
ACGAAUCACACGAACACACCCAUAAUCACGAUCCCAUAAUAUAAUGAAAAUGAGGUUAUGUUUUUUAUUUACUCUUGUUUGUUUUGGUACCCGAAAAAGCCAAAAAAUGUGAGGAAAUUCUGAAAAAUGGGUAGAAAAUGUGCGGUUCCACAUUGCUAUACGGGUUAUAGAAAGUGCACAGAAAAAGCUGCCCUGUACAAAGUUCCUGAUGAUGAUUUUUUUCUAAGUAAAUGGCAAGAUGCCAUAGCUAGAGAAGACAGACCUAUUAAUCCAAAAGAUUAUGUUUGCGAAAAACAUUUUAAGGAUGACGAUAUACUUAGAAAACGGAUUAGGAAAGAUAUUGUGGAAAACUAUCAACGACCAAGACUCAAGCCAGAUGCCAUACCUUCCAUUUUCCCCGACUUACCUGAAUUCAUACUCAAAAUGACUAAAAAACGUAGAAAAGUAAACGUACCAGUGCCUGAUGACAUGACUGUCAAUAUUGACUUAGAAAAAAUUGAUGAACCCUUGGAAAUAAAAGAAGAAAAUGAAGAUGAUAGAAAGGAAAAUGAAAAUGGCGGUCCUAAAAUUGAUUUAGACGAAAUUGAAAUUAAAACAGAACUUGAAGAAGAUAACACGGCGUCUAUAGGAGAUAAAGAAGAAUACGAUCCAACUGGUGCUAAACUGCACCAUUGCGAUUCUUGCAGCUACAAAACGAAAUUUUCUCAUAAUUUACGUACUCACAAGGUCAAACAUCUGUCCGGAGAAGACGCCUAUAUGAUUUGCGAAUUUUGUAUAAACUAUAAAACGAAAUGGGAGAUAACUUAUGUUAACCAUAUGAAAUCCAAACACGGAAUAAUAUUAAAAGAAUAUUUCAAAUGUCCCUUUUGUACGUUUAAAACAAAAAAUAAAUUCUUUUUCACCAAACAUUGCGAAAACGAACAUGACAAUGAAGAAAUUAUAUUAAAAAUGUUGAAAUGUGAAUUUGAUGGGUGCGAUUAUAGAACUGAAUCUCAAGCUUUGUUGAAGAUACACAGUUUAACUCACGAUAAUUUCCAGGUGGAAAUGAGUUCUAAUAUAAGGACGUUUUCUUGCAAGGAAUGCGCUUUUAAAUCUAAUUGUAAAGGAACUUUAGACACCCAUCUCAAAAGUUGUCAUAAGGCUGAUGAUACUGGAGAAAUUGCAGGUAUUUCGAAAUCAACAAAACCCGAACUCUUUUGCAAGGAAUGUUAUUUCAAAACAAGCAGUAAAAAUGCUCUUACUAAACAUACUAACAGCGCCCAUAAUACCGGGGCAAUAGAAGAAAUUCCAAUUAUAUUGAAAAAAACUUUAGAAACAAAUCUCACACCUAGUACUUUGCAUACAAAAGCUGUAAUAAAACAAAAAGCAAUUUUGAAAUGUUCAAGAUGCCCGUAUAAGUCGCAUUCUGAAGAGAUGCUUGAAAAACAUUUAUCAAAGCAUCAAAUGUUGCUGCAAACAACUACGAUUCAACAAAUCAACAGGUUGCAGUGCACGAAAUGUAGUUUCGUUACUUUUUCUAAAUCAUCACUCGAAGACCACCAACAAAACAGUUUUCAUUGCGUCGAAUGUGAAUACGUCACUAGAAAUAAGUCUGAACAUAUAAUACAUACUCUUACUCAUAGAAAUGUAUCUGUUGAAGAAGUUAAAAAUGCAUCACACGAAGGUAGCUGUGGUAAUUCAAAUAAAAGGUAUAAUGAUAUUAGUGCUGCAACCGAUUUUUGUUUAGUUACCAUUAAAGAAGAGCGAGACGAUUUAUCUAUGGAAGAAUCGUAAUAUUUAUAUAAUUUUUAAAUAGUUAGAGUUUAUUUUGAGUUUUUAUUUAUUGUUAAUUUUUUUGAAUGUUUAUAGUGAAAAGCCAAAUAUUCGAGAGAUGUUUAAAGUAGUUUUAACAGUUUUUUAAUGUGUAAAAAUAUAAAAUAGUGCUGCCAUUCUGUAUAAAAAUAUAUUUUGACGAC